UCAAAUGGUAAGAAAACGGAAAGGAGAAAUUAUUAAAAAAAAUGUGCAUCUAUUUCUCCUAAUCUCACCGGCUCACCUCCCGUGCCCGUCUCCCUCCCCAUUCUCUUCUUCCUCCCUCGCCUCCGAUCCGCUCCUCCUCGCGCCUGCUUCCGCCGCCUGCUCCUCAUCCUCCACCGACGGCGCCGCGAAGUGGGUGGAGAAGUUCGGUUCUUGGGGUUGGGGGCCGAACCGGCGGAGGCGACGACUUCGGCAGCCGGUCUUCCCUGCAACCGCCCAUCCCUAUGUGAAAUGCUGCUCUUGUCUCACAGGAAUCCCAACCAAUGCACUACCUCUGUCAAUUCUAGUUACCAACUGAUUGUCUCCAAGCUCUUCUGAUUGUCCAUGCCACUGCCUUCCGCAGAGAAGAUGCUGUCAGUCUAUCUUUACAUUCCUAACAUCAUUGGUAAGCCUCUGGAUGGUUGUCUGCUUACGUAUCGCCUUAUUGUUUCGAGCUAACUGGAUAAUUCAGUAUGUGUGCCCAAGAGAAGCCAUUUUGUACUUCGUUCAUUAUGGUUUAUCUGAAUUAGACGUUUCAACUGAAUUGUUGUUUUGCUGCUGGGAGCAAUGGGUGCCCAAGAGUAGCAACAAAAAAGAGGCACCAGAAAUCUAAUGGAGCACAUAGUUUGACCAACAAUGCAAUAUGUUUAUUUACAUUCUGACUUUAGGUCUCUAUCGUGUGGAUGAUAAUCUGAAAGCCAGUAACAUAAUAGAUUUCAUAUUUUGACUAACAAGACGUUUUAUUAAACAAUCUGCUUUUGGCAUAUGGUGAAAGAUGGAGAUAUAUUGGACAACAUGCUAGAAUUGUUAUCAUGCAGGGUAUUUCAGGAUCAUCAUAAAUUUCAUUGCAUUUGCUGUUCGCUAUUCGAACAAGCCCCUCUUUGCUAUCCUGUACUUCUUCAGCAUCGUUGCAAAAAUUUCAGCUUUGUACUGGACGGUGUCGAUGGUUGGUUCGCAAGGAAGUUUAAUCAAGCAUCAACAUUUGGAUCUGUGCUGGACAUGGUUACAGAUAGGGUUAGCACUGCUUGUUUGUUGGCCCUUCUCUCACAGUGUUACAAACCUGGCUUAAUUUUCUUGAUGCUGCUUGGGUUGGAUAUCACGAGCCACUGGUUUCAAAUGUAUAGUUCUUUGUUGUCAGGUAAGACUAGCCACAAGGAUGUAAAACACACAAACAAUUGGCUACUAAAAUUAUAUUAUGGGUAUAGGCCAUUCAUGGCCUUCUGUUGUGUUUCUUGUGAGGUUUUAUAUAUUAUCCUCUUUCUCUUUGCUGAUGAGAAAUCGACAAGCUUGCUUAGUGUAUGUAGAGUUGUUAUGAAGCAAAGUCCCCUCAUUGUCUUGGUGUUCAUCUCAACUCUAGUGGGCUGGGCAGUGAAACAAGUUAGCAACAUCACCCAGAUGAAAACCGCUGCGGACACAUGCGUCGAGUUUGAUCCGAAGCACAGCAAGUGAUGCAGAAAAGGCACCGGCUUCAUUCGGUUUUGUAUUUGAGGAAACCCUCCUUGGGGGGCUUGUACACAAAGUUUACAUACAGUGGCUACUUAUGUGCAGGAGAUGAAUGUGUUGAGGAGAAAGCGGAGAUCGUUAUAUUGUUUCAGUUUGUGUUCACGAUUGUUGUUAUCCCUAAUAGGCUUUUGAGCUUAGCUGAAUAAUGUUUACAUGUUACAUGUUUCAAA
Messenger RNA from Setaria italica (foxtail millet), 1709 nucleotides. RefSeq names its product CDP-diacylglycerol--inositol 3-phosphatidyltransferase 1. The transcript has 9 exons. Gene Ontology annotation, molecular function: CDP-diacylglycerol-inositol 3-phosphatidyltransferase activity. Gene Ontology annotation, cellular component: membrane; Golgi apparatus. The record is from RefSeq and is a predicted model, not a curated record. NCBI's taxonomy places the organism in Eukaryota, Viridiplantae, Streptophyta, Magnoliopsida, Poales, Poaceae. Bases 802 to 1485 code for a protein of 227 amino acids. Gene Ontology annotation, biological process: phosphatidylinositol biosynthetic process.